Molecule: messenger RNA, 3451 nt
Organism: Sphaeramia orbicularis (orbiculate cardinalfish)
Lineage: Eukaryota; Metazoa; Chordata; Actinopteri; Kurtiformes; Apogonidae
Gene: pgap3
Product: post-GPI attachment to proteins phospholipase 3
Exons: 8
Coding region: 149-1192 (347 amino acids)
Biological process (GO): GPI anchor biosynthetic process
Cellular component (GO): endoplasmic reticulum membrane
Molecular function (GO): hydrolase activity, acting on ester bonds
Source: RefSeq, a predicted model, not a curated record
CGACGUGUGAGCGUGAAACCUGACCCAGAUCAGAGUGUGGAGGACCAGUGGCCUGUCACCCCUCCAACUGUAACACCAAAACCGGGGGUCCACCUCAAACCCGGAAUGACCGUCUUGUAAUGUGGACCGUCGGCCGUAGAAGCAAUCCAUGCCGCAGUCACCCCGCCGUGCCUUCCUGAGUCCCGACGGGCCGAGACCUACCGCCAUGGCCUCCCCGUCACUCCGGUGCACAUCUGUCAGACUCCCCGCUCUCGUCCUGCUCCUGGUGUCGGUGACCACUGUGCAGUCCUCCCAAGGAGACAAGGAGCCGGUUUACCGAGACUGUGUGAAGCAGUGUGUCCGGACCAACUGCACCGGAGCUCGGCUACGGGGCUUCCAGUCCGCCCAGCCGCAGUACAUGGCGCUGACAGGUUGGACAUGCCGUGAUGACUGUCGGUAUCAGUGCAUGUGGACUACAGUGGGCCUUUACCAGGCGGAGGGCUACAGAGUCCCACAGUUUCAUGGCAAGUGGCCAUUUGCACGCUUCCUGUGUUUUGAGGAGCCUGCAUCUGCCCUGGCCUCCCUACUUAACGGUCUGGCUUGCCUUCUCAUGCUUCUGCGUUAUCGGAGCACAGUCCCACGCCAGAGCCCCAUGUACCACACCAUCAACGCCUUCUCUCUGGUAUCUCUUAAUGCCUGGUUCUGGUCCACAGUAUUUCACACCCGGGACACGUAUCUGACUGAGAAAAUGGACUAUUUUUGUGCGACUGCUGUCAUACUUUAUUCAAUCUACCUAUGCUGUGUCAGAACGUUGGGUCUGAGGCGGCCCGGGGUCUCCAGUAUGGUCGGAGUCCUGCUCAUCUUGGCCUUUACCUCGCAUGUGUCCUACUUGACAUUUAUUAGUUUUGAUUAUGGUUACAACAUGGCUGCUAAUGCCUCCAUAGGCAUGGUGAACCUCCUGUGGUGGCUGUGCUGGUGCUGGCAGAACCGGCGGACCCUGCCCUACUGGUGGAAGUGUGGCCUGGUGGUGCUGCUGCUUCAUGGCCUGGCCCUGCUUGAGCUACUUGACUUCCCUCCACUGCUUUGGGUGUUGGAUGCCCACGCUGUUUGGCACCUCAGCACCAUCCCAGUUCACUUCCUUUUCUAUAGUUUCCUGAUAGAUGACAGCCUCUACCUUCUAAACACGGAGAAGAUGGGCGUCAAAGUCGAGUAGGAGGAGCUUAGCACCUCUUCACCAUGCCUCCACCCUUGCAUCUCUUCAGUCCGGGUAGCCGCACACCCAAAUAACACAGGAGCAGCUCAGCCUCCCAGAUGACAUCUAUUACACCUCUACAACUAUGACUUCCAUCAACGUAGACUUUGUUUACAUUUUUUGUUUUAAUUUUCUUGUAUUUAUUUGUGAUAAUUUUCCUUUUCCGGUGAUGAUCACAGUGCUUGCUCUGCUUCACUUUGCCUUGUACUGAUACAUGCGCUGCCAUUCUUUUGCUGUAUAUCACACCUGAAAAACAGGAUGAAGGAAACCAUCUCCAACCACAGCAGUUUUUUUUUUUUGUUUAAUUUUAUUUUUUACCUGACUCUUCCAACUGUGAUUGAGGUGCAUAUCCUGUUUCUUGUAAGUCACGGGUAUUUCUGAAAUCGAUCCAGCAAUCCAUCUCGAUCCCCUCAACCCAGGAUUUGACCUCCCACAAGCCCACUCUCACCAGCUUCAGCCUAUGAGGUGACUAAGAAAAAAAAGCUUUGCACAAAUGACAGUUUGCUGUGUCUGACAAUAGAUGGCACCAAACCCCUUACCAAGCCAUCAUCACACAUACUCGACAAGAGUGCAGCAUGUGUCAGGGUCCGUCUGUGCCAAAAGUGGACUGGCGUUCACAGAGAGGUGCCCCUUGUGAAGUGUGUAUGGGGGGGGCUGCCAGUGGAUUGUUCUAGACAGCAGGGUAAAGGGAGUUUAUGUUUGGAGGCCAUUCUAGCUGACUGUGUUUUUUUUUCUUUUCUCACCAUCACACCUUUAUUUUUGUGCCUGCAUUGUUUCCACUGCUGCUUUUGUUUCUUAUACUUAUCAUCAUUUUAGAUUUUUUUUUUUUUUUUCUUUUAACGUCCAUCAGCUGCCUUUUUAAAUACUUCUAUUUUCAUGCUGUUCUAUUUUGACCACUUUGUGCUUUAUGUUGUCUCUUAUUACAUGAUUUUGGAUUUGGGUAUGAUUUGUUAUAAAAUGUAAAUAUUAUUUUUAAUCACCUGGAUUGCCUUUUGGUGUGAGAAAAGGAGAAAAUGUUUGAAGUUGAAAAAAAAAAAAAAUCAGCAAUGCAACAGAAGGCUGCUGUCAACAGGCUUUAUGACAUGCAUCAAGAAUUUCUGGGGUUUUGGUGGUGUGCGAAUGAGUAUUUCAUUGUUUCCUUGAAGCUCAUUAUUUGGAUUUGGUUACAUUUCCUGCUGCAAUAUUCCCCAGAAUGGCACAUACACAACCAGCUGUUUCACAAAGAGCACUCCAUUACAUAAAUGCUCCAUUUCCCUCCAUGUCUGCCUUAUCAAAAUCCCAUUUCUUCUUGUAUAAGGUUUUUGUAUCAGAUCUAUUUUUCAGCUCAGAGAAACUUUGAAUUCAUACCAUGUAUGUCUUCAUCCCUCCGAGUUUCCCUUCCAUAUGCGCACUUUAGGGCUGUGUGUACAUGUACAUGUGUUUUUUUGUGUGAAACUCUAUGCCCAUGCCUUUGUAUGUCAGUGUGAGAAUGCGAACAAUGAGCAGUAUGUGUGUAAACGUUGCCUUGACUCGACACUGUGUUGUUUUUGCCCUCACUAACUAUAACCCUGUGUGUGUUUGAGAGCUAGAUUGUACUCGAUCCUUUUGUAAAACUACUGAUGUGCAAGAGUGUGUGUGUGUAAGUGUGUGUGUGUGCGUUCCAGGUUUGCUGCAUGAACGUGUGGCAGACGAUGGGUAAAUUUAGCUUUGCUGACAGCCUGUGAUGGGGGUGGGGGAAGACAAGAGGACGAAAGACACGGAGAGGGUGUCGUGGUGUUUGGGUGGCAAAAAUGAUUCCUGAAAUUAAAGCAGAGUGAGGUCUUUAUCAGAUCAGAAACCACGUGUAGGAUGUUUUAAUCUUCUGUUAUGACAGCAUCUGGAUAACCUUCCACUUUAACAAUAUCCAGUUAUCUUAAAUGACUCUUGAUAAAAUACUAAAUUGUUGUCUCAUCUCAUUGCAGUCUGUUUACAUAAAUUCAAGAUGAGCUGUUUGUUCACCUGAUGAAUUCAGUUUUUGUUCUGUAAGUCAUGUUCUUAUUCUUUUCCCUCUUUUUUAUUUUAAAAGACCCCUCGACCCUCCUCUUCUUUCACUCAUCUGCUGCCCCCUGCCUGCUGCCCUGUGCACCAUCACCUCUCCUACCGAGUGCACUUUCCUCCACCUCACUUCUAAUAGUUGACCAAAAAAUGCAAAAGAAAUAUUAAAGACAUGGAACAAAUAAAUGUGACAUUUGUUGAUAAGGA